AUGCUGACUGCUGAUAUGAUUGUAAUGAUGCACGAUGACGAUGACCGCGAGACGAAUUUUCAAAGUAUUUUCCAAGUUAAACCUAACCGUAUGUAGUGGUGACUAGCUUAAUUUUAUAAAUUAUUCGAUAUAAUAACAGUAUAAUACGGCGUUUCCGGGGUACGCAGACCCCUAGGAGUCCGCGAGAAGGUAUUAGCGGGUUCGCGGAACAGAAAAGGCGUAAAAAGGCGGAAAAAGUGAAAUUUGUUGUAUUUAAUCGAAACGGUUUAUUAUUUGUGAAAUAUUGAAAAUAUCGUAAAUCGAUUUUCCGCACUAUACAGUAUAGGUGUACCACAGGCAUAUAAUAAGCGUACAAUAAUAUAUCAAUAUAGGCGGCGGCACGUGUUCGCUAGAUUUUCUUUAAUCUGAUUGCGUAGCGCGGCUCGUAGCGUACGUAUGGCAGUGGUGAGAGGCCGAGGGAAUGAAAGUCGAGAAACGCUGGUAUAACUGACGGUAUCGAAGCAUAGAUAAACAAAAAAAAAAAAAAGGGCUGCGGAAUUCGCGGCGUUAUAAUAUUUUAAUGUGAACGGAAAACAGUGUGCGAAACAUUGCACACGCACAAACAUCGAUAACAAAAACAAAUCGCAUUGUAAAUAAAUUGAAUAUACGCGAGAUACGAUACAAUUAGGAAUGCGUGACCGCCGGAAACGGUAACUUUCCGGGAAAACGUGGAGUUUUGACGUCGGGGCACCGAGGGGCGACGGCCGCCGGAUAAACGUGCAGGUCGAUGCCGGUGUACCGACGUAGAUGAAAUAAAUCGUAUGCGUCGGUUUUUUAUAUGUAUAUAUAUAUAUAUAUAUAUAUAUAUAUAUAUAUAUGCAUACUUUUUUAAUACGUCAAUAGUUGCUGUGGCAUUCAAAGUGAGUAUACACCCGCCUACCCACAUGAAAUCGGAAUGUAAUUACUAAUUAGUGUGGCAAUAGGUUUGGACUGACGAUGCGAUUUUCCUUAUAGUCCUAUUGUCAAAGAACUAGAAAAUGUCCGUUCUUCCUCGUUCGUUUUGAUGGGUGCCUACCAAGAACGGACACGUGUAGAUAUAUAUCUAUAUGUUUUCACAACGCGAUGUAGUUUCUACAAAACGACGCAUAACUCGUGAAAUUGCGCGGAAAAGUUUUGUCAACAAAUUUUAAAUAAAAAACCGUACCGUAAUCAAUGCAACUCCGGAAUACUAUUAUAAUUGCCAAUUAUUUUUCAAGACACUCUAUAUUAGUAUUAAUUAAUCGAAGUUGGCGCGCUGAAUUGCUGACGAUCAAAAACAAAUUGCGAAACGACAUAAUAUUUAUAAUCGUUAAAAACUACAGUAAUCAGAAUAUUAUUAAGAAAACAAACACGUUGAGUCGUAAUCACGGUGGUAAAAAUAUGCAUUGAAAUAUGAUCUAGGUACAAUAUAAUGUAUUCGAACGCAUUAAUUAUUGCACUCGGAAUGCAUUCUGAACGGUUAGAAUUCCUUCUGACAUAGCCAGUUUUAACGGAAAUAUUGAAAAUAUGAAAACUCAAAUUAACUUGCAAAUAAAUUUAAAAAUGGUUAUAUUAUUAUCACCUACAAUCUUAAUAAUAAUUUAUUAUGUAAUCGGGAAAUUAGUUAAGAAGCACAUUAGGCAUAUGCAUUACUGGGCCUCUGUACUAGGGGAGGCUAGAGCCCCAGCUUUUUUUCUCUCAUAAUGUUUUCGAACAAAUUCCUAAAAUUUUUGAAAAAGACUAGAGCAGUUUUACUGACCGAAAAAGUGUUUUGUGAGAAUAAAAAACUAUACCAUACAGUUGAACUUCUUUGCUACACUCAAAAUCUAAAAAUAAAUAAAUUUACUAGCUUAGUGGGGCAGGGGUAGGAAUUGUACACGAACAAACAUUAAAAAAUAGUGAUAUCUUUGAAAUUGAUUAUUAUAUUAAAUAAGCUGUUGUAUACAAUGACAUUUUAACUUUGAUCUCGGAUUAUGCACAUAGUCAUACGUACGUCUGAAAUAUUCGAAAGAUUAUAAUAAAAACGUGUUUUGAAACAGUUGAUAAGUUAUUCAAUUUCAUGUCAAUUAUGAAACUGCUGCAACAAUAGAAACAAUAUAUUAUGACAAACGGAUAUUUUAUUAAAAACGUUAUGGACAAACGGUAUUGUGUAAUCAGACGAAUAUUAUGGGCUGUUUAAGUACCUAAUAAUCUUGAACCCGGCGUGUUUAAAAGCCUUAAUACGCCUUAAAAGAGGAAAAAAACCGAAUUAAUGUCGUUGUAAUGUUUGUUUUAUUCCGUUGUCUCGUAUUAAUAUUUUAUAGGGUCAUCGACGACUAUAAUGUGAUAGCAUAACCUUGGACGGUCCUAAUAAACAGAUUGGUUGAAAUGAAUUUUGAUAUAAUUUGUCUGUAUGUAUACAUAUGGAUAUAUUUUAGAUUCGGAGCGUAGUGAGGGAUCAAUUGGUUUUACUAAGAUGAAUAUGAUUUUUUUUUGUAUCAUUAAACAACUUUUCUAUCAGUUAUAUAGCUCUAAAAUAUAGAAUAUAGUAGCUUUUCUGAAAAGUACUUUUGUCUAGUUGAUGAAUUGAAUAGAUCAUUUUUUCACUUUUCAAAGGGUUUACAAAAUGAUCCGAAAGAAAAUUAUAAGUAAAACGGAAUACAUGCCUUACCGAACUUUGUUCCUAAUCGUUUUUUGUUAGCAACGGUUUAUCGUUGCUUAAAGACAUGUGCGUUUACAAACAUUUUUUUUUUUUUUUUUGUUGGGGGGAAAGUUAAGGUGUCUAUAACACUAUUCCUAAACUUUUUUACUUUUUUCCUAUACUACUUUAUCUAUACUAUCUCGGAUUUCCCAGUUAUAAUAAAUAACGCUCAGAAAAUCAAAUAAAAAAAAAAAAAAAAUGGGUUCCUCAAUGUACCAACUAGAUUCAAAAUUCUAUAAAAAGGUCUCAUGUUAUUUCUUGAUUAGAACAAACAUUUCUGAUAGUAAAGUCACUCCGCCUAGUAUCUAAAAAAACGCAAACACCAUAGUAAAACCAAUAAAUUGAAAUAUGUAAAUAUUCGUUUAAAAGCCGUUGUUAACGUUGUUACGUUGAAAUAUUGCCUAUUAUAAUUAUAAUAAUAAUAUAAAGAAGCCACCGGGAUAUGUUGCUAAUAAUUCAGAAAAAAUAUAAUCGUAUUUAUUUAAAUGGUACGCACAUGUUGUGUUUGCAUGUUUACUUUUAAACUGUUCAUUAAACGGCAAAUACUUAUUAUUUACUUUGCGUGAUUAAUGGUUUUUUUUUUUUUUUUUUUUUUUUGUACGGAAUAUAAUAAUUCGAAACCCGCGUGAAAAAAUUAUUAUCAAUCCAAUAAUACUCAGUAUUUUUUCAUGAUAUAACGCGUUCAUUGUUUUGCGUCUACAUUUUGUCAAUGUCCGCAAAGAUUAUACAGAAACCAUUCAACUUCGAUUUACCAAGAUUCAUCUACGACCGGCGUGGCCGCCAUUGAUUUAGUAACAUUAUAUCUGGAGUCGCAAGUUUUACAAUGAAAUUUAAUUAUUUAACCGUUCAUUUAGUAAGUCUUAUUUUGCUAUCUAUGUGUCCUUCAUAUGAGGGAUCACGAGGAGCUGUUCCAGAUAGAAGUGAUUUGACUUGUGCGCCCGGUCAAUCAAAAUGCGUAAUGGACGGAUUUACACCGAAUCCGUGUUUGAUUUGUUUUAAUGAAUGUCCGGCUGGGACCGUCAAAGCUAAUCCGAAUACCAAAUACCCUUGUCCUAAUAGCCAACCUUGUCAUGACACCGAUAUACACAGUGUAUGUUGUGAACCUCCAGGACAAUGUGUGUAA
This is a messenger RNA of Cinara cedri, 3800 nucleotides long. NCBI's taxonomy places the organism in Eukaryota, Metazoa, Arthropoda, Insecta, Hemiptera, Aphididae. The record is from the annotation of a GenBank genome assembly.